GGUGGGGGGGGGGGUUGUUGAUAUAAGAUGUUCAACUUUAAGAAAAUGGCAUUGUUUUGACAAUGACGCACGAAGUUGAUCCAAGGGGAUUUCAAAUUUUAAAAGUGUCCGUAAAUCUCAAUUCUAACUGGCUUAACGGAAUAUUAUAAACAGGUUGUGAUUAUACUGUAUGUUUUAUACGCAUCUUAUUGUUGAAGUGUUGAAAAACAAACGGUCAGGAAGAAAAGGAAUUAUCCCAGAGUAAAUGAGGUCGAGACUCGCUUGUUGAUGGACUUUACCAUGAUGGAGCAAGAAGCUUUAAUGAAAGGUCAAGGUCGCGUGAAUCAACUGGGUGGUGUAUUCAUCAAUGGGAGACCACUGCCGAAUCAUAUUCGGUUAAAAAUUGUAGAGCUGGCCUCCCAGGGUGUUCGCCCCUGCGUCAUCAGUCGACAACUGAGAGUCUCCCACGGAUGUGUGUCCAAGAUACUGCAGCGUUAUCAAGAGACGGGCAGCAUCAGACCCGGCGUGAUAGGGGGCAGCAAACCAAGGGUGGCGACUCCUGAGGUGGAGGAGAAGAUUGAGGAAUACAAGAGAGACAACCCAGGUGUGUUCAGCUGGGAAAUACGAGACAAACUCCUGAAGGUGGGAACAAGGAACGAUGGAAUUUGUGACCGCAACUCUGUGCCCAGUGUCAGCUCUAUCUCUCGUGUACUCAGGAGUCGGUCAGUCAGAGGAGAUGAGGAGGAAUUGGGUAGACUGCCCAUGUACCACAGUGAGCAGAAAUUUGGGGGGCAGUCGGUAGCAAUUACUGAUAAAGAUGAUCUAUCAGAUUGCGAUUCAGAGCCGGGCAUAGAACUGAAACGUAAGCAGAGGCGGAGCCGGACCUCCUUCACCAGCGAACAGUUGGAGGACCUGGAGCGAGCCUUUGAGCGAACCCACUACCCGGACAUCUACACCCGUGAGGAGCUUGCCCAGAGAACCAAGCUGACGGAAGCCAGGGUCCAGGUUUGGUUCAGCAACAGAAGAGCCCGUUGGAGAAAACAAGUUGGCAGCAACCAGCUCUCGGCCAUCAACACUUUCUUACAGCUGCCACAGAGCGGGUCCCACGGUGUCCACUCCAUGAAUUCGGCCACGGUGAUGAGCCAGCCUGUACACACUGACCAGGUAUCCAUGGGCUCUGUGCCUGGACCAGCGCCCAUUCAGCCUCAGUCCAUGCUCCAGUCGUCACUGCCCACUUGCACCCCGCCCUCUGCGUUCAUGUUCAGCGAUGCCAACUACUCUUUACCAUCAGCGCCAGAAAGUUUCUGGCCACACAGGCCACAGCUGAGUUCUCUGCAUCAAGCGUUCACCCCCUCCUUCAAAGCACCUGACGUCACCUACAACGGACUUAUGGACUCCUACCUUUCCCACGCAGCGCAGGUUCCGUCCUAUACCACGCUGUCCAGCUCUAACUAUACCACCACCUGGUCACCGACAAUGACCACACAGCUCACUCCUCUCAAUACUUACCACCCCCCGGCGUACCAGUAUGAUGUCACCAGGUCGCAGUUCAUGGCCAACACUAACAAUUAUGACAAGUGUCAAGCUGAUGAUAGUCUGUCUUCACUUCGCUUUAAGUCACGUGACCACUCCAAUAUGUUGGGCCUGCUUCAGGCUGACCAACUACGUCAGCACAACCCGUUCCAAGUCAUGUGACGAGCUACAUCAACGAGACAGAUUUCGAGUCAUGUGACCAGCUACAUCAACAAGACAGGCUUCGAGUCAUGUGACCGACUACGUCAACACAACCCGUUCCAAGUCAUGGGACCAGCUACGUCAACGAGACAGGUUUCGAGUCAUGUGACCGACUACGUCAACACAAUUCGUUACAAGCCAUGUGACGAGCAACAUCAACACAACUUGUUUCAAUGUAUGUGACCAACUAAGUCAACACAGCCCGUUUCAAGUCACGUGACCAAUUGCGUGAACACAGCCCGUUCCGAGACAUGUGGCUGGCUACGUCACACAACCCGUUACAAGUCAUGUAACCUAUGCAGCAAGGCGAAUACGGCUCUCCACGAAUGAGCUUAUCUGUCAUGCCUCUUUGGAAAUAUCUGGGUCAUUUCUGUUUGCAUUCAAUUCCUCAACGUUCUCUGGCACAAAAUAUUCCCUUUGAAAUGUAAAGAAGACAAAGAAAAAUAUGUUCUUAUAUCACAAAUGUAUCGAUUAAUGGCUGAGUGGUAAAUUUAUUGACUUUUAAACCGAGAAUCAGUACAAGUUGAGUUUUUCUAUAUUUUUCUCCAACGGCGGAAAUUACUUCCCUUUGACUUUUAUGAUUGCUUCCCUUUGUUUUAACCCAUCAGGUUCAAACUGCAGCUUCUAUGCUUCCCCUUGGCUUUUUAUGAUCUGUUUUAACCCAUCAGAUUCAAACUGCUGCUUAUUAAUAAAAUACUCAGAAAGACAAAGAUAAAGGCUCAUUUUUUAUUUCAUAUGCUAGGAGGAAAAGCGCUCCCUCUUCACUAGUGUCACUAGAGCAUUAACGGGUUGCCUGAAUCAGACAGGAAAACCAGUGACUUAGCACAGUUUAAUUCACAAAAUGGCAAGCACGACUGGAUUAGCACAUGGAUGUAAUUACAUAUUCUGUUUUGAAGAGGACGUCUGUCAUUUAUAAGAUCAGGAGAAAACUAUUUACCUUGAAGAGGACGUUUUACGAAGACACUGCAAAGGUGUAAAUCAAAUUAAUUAGUAAUAUAUAGUCAAUUGUAACUUAAAAUUGAACUAUUCUUUAGAUCAGUGGUUCCCACAUUUUUGUCUCGUAGACCCCUUGGAAGUCUUCGUAGACCCCUGGGGGUCUAUAUAGACCACUUUGGGAAUCACUGCUUUAGAUAUUCGGUGUUUCAUGUUUAUAUUAUGCAAUUGUAUAUAUAUAACUUUGUACUAUAUAUAUGGCUCCUUUUGUCUCGAAAGGCAAUGGAUGCGCCCAAGUGAGUCACUGGUUUUGGCUUAAUCUUGAGACGGGGCAGAAUCUGGUGUGGCUAAUCAAGCCAAUUCUAGAACGGCAGACUUUGCCACAAUUCGUACAUGUGUAUGCCUCUGAUUUAGGGCUAGCAGACAGGGCAGCUUUCUUUUUUUCCCUCUUGAUU
Molecule: messenger RNA, 3101 nt
Organism: Biomphalaria glabrata
Lineage: Eukaryota; Metazoa; Mollusca; Gastropoda; Planorbidae
Product: paired box protein Pax-3-B-like
Exons: 9
Coding region: 268-1674 (468 amino acids)
Biological process (GO): regulation of transcription by RNA polymerase II; anatomical structure development
Molecular function (GO): DNA-binding transcription factor activity, RNA polymerase II-specific; RNA polymerase II cis-regulatory region sequence-specific DNA binding
Source: RefSeq, a predicted model, not a curated record